Molecule: messenger RNA, 1549 nt
Organism: Vollenhovia emeryi
Lineage: Eukaryota; Metazoa; Arthropoda; Insecta; Hymenoptera; Formicidae
Gene: Atg4a
Product: cysteine protease ATG4B
Exons: 10
Coding region: 205-1356 (383 amino acids)
Molecular function (GO): protein-phosphatidylethanolamide deconjugating activity
Source: RefSeq, a predicted model, not a curated record
GUUACUGAGUGUACUGAAGGUGCAUAUGCAAGCAGGACUGUCCGUUUUCUAACCUUUCCUCGCUACACGCUACAAGGCAACUCUAUGAGGAGCUGUUCUCUUUUGCUCAAUCGGCACGGAUGGGCUUGAUCAGCCAGUCAAUUAUUAGAUUAAUCAUUGGAUUUUGUUGCAACAAUAAUUGUGCUAACUGUGAGAGCAGUAACAAUGGAUACUCUGUUUACGCCAAAUGUUCCUGAUGAAGCGGAAGAUAUACCGCAAACGGACGAGCCGAUCUGGAUUUUUGGCAGGAAGCACAACGCUAUAAAAGAGCUCGAUGCUAUACGCAGGGAUAUUCGGUCGAAAUUGUGGUUUACCUAUCGCAAAGGCUUCGUCCCCAUCGGCGGCUGCAAUUCGACGUUUACAUCCGACAAGGGUUGGGGUUGUAUGUUAAGAUGCGGGCAAAUGGUACUGGCUCAAGCCUUAAUUACGUUACACUUAGGUAAAGAUUGGCAAUGGAUGCCAGAGACGAAGAAUAAGACAUACCUGAAAAUUUUGAGGCGCUUUGAAGACAAGAGAUCUGCGGCUUUUUCUAUUCAUCAAAUUGCGUUGAUGGGCGCAUCUGAGGGAAAAGAAGUCGGGCAAUGGUUCGGUCCUAAUACUAUCGCACAAGUAUUAAAAAAAUUAAUUGUAUACGACGAAUGGAGUUCUCUUACUAUACACGUUGCACUAGACAAUACAUUAAUAGUUAACGAUAUUUUGAGGCAAUGUAAAGUAGAAGGUGGUGUGACCGCAGAAGCAGAUGGAGAAAUUCCUCUAAAAGCUCCAAGCCAAUGGAAACCUUUGUUAUUAUUAAUCCCGCUACGCCUUGGACUUAGCGAGAUUAAUCCUGUAUACAUUAAUGGACUCAAGACAUCAUUUAAGAUCUCACAAUCUCUCGGAGUGAUGGGAGGGAAACCAAAUCUUGCUUUGUAUUUUAUAGGCUGUGUGGGAGAUGAGGUGAUCUAUUUAGAUCCUCACACCACACAGAGGUCAGGUAGCGUUGAAGAUAAGAUAAGCGAAGAAGAAAUUGAAAUGGAUAGCACAUAUCACUGCAAAUCAGCUAGUCGUAUUCCUAUUACAGGCAUGGAUCCUUCUGUAGCACUUUGUUUCUUUUGUGCCACAGAGAAGGAAUUUAAGUCUCUAUGUAAAUCAAUACGAGAGGAAUUAAUUUUGCCCGAAAAACAGCCAUUGUUUGAGCUGUGCACAGAGCGUCUGGCACACUGGUCACCAGCAGACGAAGCUGUUGCGGAAGCUAUAGCAGCUCCCAGUUUUGUGGACUUUGAGCACAUUGAACGUCAAUACGACACAUCUGAUGAAGACUUUGAACUGCUUGGUUGACGUCCACCUAAUCCAUCUAUUAUUGUGAUAAGAUGCGAAAUAACAACUGAAUGUUAUACAAUGAUGUUCUCAGAGAUGAUUUGUAUUUUUGACUAGUGCAAUGCAAAGUUAAAAUACACACUAACAAAACAUAAAAAUUAUACAUGUAUGUGCGCGCCCGCACGUGCAUGUGUAUACAUAUAAUUAAAUAAUU